This is a messenger RNA of Tupaia belangeri chinensis (Chinese tree shrew), 844 nucleotides long. RefSeq names its product WAP four-disulfide core domain protein 15A. Gene Ontology annotation, cellular component: extracellular region. The transcript has 3 exons. The coding region runs from base 371 to 613 and encodes 80 amino acids. Gene Ontology annotation, molecular function: peptidase inhibitor activity. Lineage: Eukaryota; Metazoa; Chordata; Mammalia; Scandentia; Tupaiidae. The record is from RefSeq and is a predicted model, not a curated record.
GGUCAGAGUGGGAGGCCCCGGGUUCCCAUGGCUCUGGACACACAGUGAGAAGAGAAGUUGGCCAGACCUGGUGCCUGUCCCAGGGAAGGCAGUGCCCUCCUCUUGUACAAGGUCAGCUGUGCAGAGCCAGAGUUGGGAGGGCCAGGCCAGCCCAGGGACACCCUGAGACAGGGACACGUGGGGGCUCUCAGGGCCAUCCCCAGAGGUUAUAGCAGGGCCUGUUCCUGGGCUGACAGGGCCCAGCAGGAGUUUACCAGCCAAGGAGAGGAGCUCUGCGCUGGGGCCCUGGGACCCGCAGCGCCCCCUACCGGAGGGCUCGGGCAGAGCCGCUGUGAAGAGCUGGCUCAAGCUCCUGGAGACUUUGUGGAGGAUGAAGCCCAGAGGCCUGGUGUUGCUCGCCCUGACCGUCCUCCUGUGCUGCCGCAUGGCCCAGCCCGGAGUCCUGCGGAGGCUGAUUAGACAAAAGCCUGGCUUCUGCCCUGAGUUCUCUCUGGAAUGCCCGUUCACCUUCCUGCCCCGGUGCUGGCGCGACGCGAGCUGCAGUGGCGUGCGCAAGUGCUGCUACUACAACUGCCAGCAGCGCUGCAUGGAGCCCUGGUGGACCCUGGACUAGGAGGAAACCCCUUCACACCAGGCCUGAGGAGACUCUGGUGCUGCAGACUCAGACGGGAUGUCUCGUCCCCUCCAAGUCUCCCAGGUUCCUCCCAGCCCCGAGGCUUCCUUUUGGGAGAGUUAAAUGCUUAUUAAUAUGAAAGCAACACAAAGAAAUAAAGCAUUGCAUACUUAAAAUCACAUGGAAGUCCAUGAGACUGCUGCACCUCUCUCUUCCACCUGUGGGUGAUUC